Drosophila takahashii is the source of this 3864-nucleotide messenger RNA. RefSeq names its product sodium potassium chloride cotransporter (gene NKCC). Gene Ontology annotation, cellular component: membrane. Gene Ontology annotation, molecular function: sodium:potassium:chloride symporter activity. NCBI's taxonomy places the organism in Eukaryota, Metazoa, Arthropoda, Insecta, Diptera, Drosophilidae. The record is from RefSeq and is a predicted model, not a curated record. Gene Ontology annotation, biological process: potassium ion homeostasis; cell volume homeostasis; potassium ion import across plasma membrane.
AAACAGAAACCGAAAACCCAAAACAAACCCGACGUGGUAGAUGCUUUCAAAAUAUUCGGACAAUCGGCGUUGAGGGUUAAUCGCAGUCGGACGUAGAACACGGCGUCCUUUCGAUUCGCGCUCCUUGUGAUAUCAUCCACUCCCUGUUGGGUGCGCUUUUCCUUGUCCUGCCGAGUGUGUAAAAUGCAAAUGUGCUCAGUUCGUUAACUUUCCUUCAAGGUGCUUGUGCAAUCGAUAACAAACCCUAUCCAGUAUCCAGUUGACACUAAAGUGCAAGGAUUUCCCCCUACCGCAACAUGGCCGAUCGCUUCCAGAUCUCAAAGGUGAACGGCACCGCGAACGCCGGAUACGAUGGCGAGACGGGAUCUGCUCCCGCCGAUCAGUCGGAUGCAGCCCAUCCACAUCCGCCUUCCAGCAACGAGAAUCACCUGCAGCCGAAGGCUCCGGGAGAAAGCGGGGAGAAUCGCCGGAGCUCGCGCCUGUCCUUCCGCGGAUUCGGACACUUCCUGCGGAAAUCGGACGCCGAGCGCAAAUUCAGUCUCGCCCAGCUCACAAAGGAGAGUCUGCCGCGCCUGGACAAUUACCGCAUUUCCAUGCGCAACCUGAAGCGUCCUUCCAUCGGAGAACUGCAGGGAGAGGCGGUCGAUCAGAGCAUAACUAUUCCCGAACCCGAGCCGGAAGCCUCUGGCGGACACAUCAAGCUGGGAUGGAUUGUGGGCGUCCUGAUACCAUGUCUCCUGAACAUCUGGGGCGUCAUGCUCUUCCUGCGCCUCAGCUGGGUGGUGGCCGAGUCCGGCAUCUUGCAGUCGCUGAUUAUAAUUACGAUCUCCGCGGUGGUCUGCGUCAUCACGACGCUCUCGCUGUCGGCCAUUAGCACCAACGGCGAGGUCAAGGGUGGCGGGGUCUACUUCAUCAUAUCCCGUUCGCUGGGCCCCGAGUUUGGGGCGUCGGUGGGCGUGGUGUUUGCGUUCGCCAACGCCGUUUCGGCCUCAAUGAACACCAUCGGUUUCUGCGAAUCGCUAAAUGUUUUGCUGAAGAACAACGACCUAAAGAUUAUCGACAAUGGCAUUAAUGACAUCCGAAUCGUUGGAUCACUGACUGUUUUGGUGCUCAUCCUCAUCUGCUGCGUGGGCAUGGAGUGGGAGACGAAGGCCCAAAACUUCCUGAUUGUCACUAUUGUCCUGGCCAUCUUCAACUUCCUAAUCGGGGCUGCCAUUGGACCACAGGGAAAUGAGGAAAGCAUUUCGAAGGGUUUCGUGGGAUUUUCAUGGGGUACGUUCAAGGAUAACUUUGGAUCGGACUAUCGGUAUGCGGAGGGCGUGAACCACGACUUCUUCAGCGUGUUCGCCAUCUUCUUCCCCAGCGUCACGGGAAUUCAGGCAGGUGCGAAUAUCUGCGGAGAUCUCAAGGAUGCCGGAGCAGCUAUUCCCAAGGGCACCUUCUGGUCGCUGCUCAUCUCGAUGACGUCCUACGCCCUCUUCGUCCUCUUCGCCGGCGGAGCUGCUGUGCGGGAUGCGUCCGGCAUCCCGGCCGACCUGGUCAACGGAACCAUUGUCGCCUCGGAACUGCCCUGCAUGGCCACCGGGAACUGCACCUGGGGUCUCUUCAACUCGUACGAGAUGAUGCAGGAGAUGUCGCUGUGGGGUCCGCUGAUCUACGCCGGGUGCUUUGCGGCCACGCUGAGCACGGCCCUGACCAACCUCCUGUCCGUCCCCAGAUUGGUCCAAGCCCUGGGCAUUGACCAGAUCUACCCGGGCCUGAUAUUCUUCUCCAAGCCGUACGGCAAGCACGGGGAACCGUACCGCGGCUACGUGCUCACCUUCUUCAUCACCACGGGCUUCCUGCUGAUCGGAGAGCUCAACCUGAUCGCCCCCCUGAUCUCCACCUUCUACCUGGCCUCCUACGCCCUCAUCAACUUCUGCACAUUCCACGCGGCCUUCGUGAAGCCAUUGGGAUGGCGACCCACCUUCAAGUACUACAACGCCUGGCUCAGUCUCUUCGGGUUCGCCAUGUGCGUGGCCAUUAUGUUCCUGAUUAACUACGUGGCGGCCAUCAUCACGUUCGGCAUCAUCUUCGCCCUGUACCUGGUGGUCAUGUACCGCAAGCCGGAGGCCAACUGGGGAUCCACCACCCAGGCGCAGCAGUACAAGGCUGCCUUGAUGGCCGUGCACCGCCUGCAAAACGUCUCCGAUCACGUCAAGAACUACCACCCACAGGUGCUGGUGCUCUCCGGUGAUCCAAAGACGAGGCCUCCACUGGUGGACUUUGGCUAUCUGCUAACCAAGAACAACUCCCUAAUGUUCGUGGCCAAUAUUAUUCCGGUGCGAGUGGGCUACAAGAACCGGCAGCACCUGGUUAAGGAUGGACAAAAGUACCUAGAUGCUCGCAAGAUAAAGGCGUUCUACAAUGUGAUCGAUGGGUUCAGCCUGGAGGACGGAAUAAAUGCUUUGACCAAGUCCACGGGCUUCGGUAAAAUGUCUCCUAACAUAGUGCUGGUGGGCUACAAACCGGACUGGAAUCGCUGUCGCAAGGAGGAGGUGGAAAGUUACUUUUCUAUUUUGUACAAUGCCUUCUCGCAGCGCAUGGGCGUGGCCCUGCUCCGUCUGCCCAACGGAUUGGAUUUCUCGGAGCUGAGUUCCGAGGUCACUUUGCCGGCCAAUGGAAUGGGCCACCUGCACACCGCCAAUGCCCAAGGAUUCACCAACGAGCUGAUGCCGGCGGCCAACGCCGCCUCCGAGCUGCUGCACAUCGACUCCAACCUGAACCUCGCCGGAAUGGACAGUCCCAACUCCUCAUUCACAAUGCCCCAGCCGGCGCCGAUGCCCAACAUGCAGCGCAGCUCCCGCAGCUACAAGGUAAACAACUCGGAUGAGCCGGCCGUGACCUAUCACACCAAGGGCGGAUCGGACAUUCCUCAGAACCUUCUGGAAGCCAUGACCAUAUUCACGCGCAAGCAGCCCAAGGGCACAAUCGAUGUCUUUUGGCUGUACGACGACGGAGGACUCACCAUUCUCUUGCCAUAUAUCAUCUCCAUGCGCUCCCACUGGCAGAAUUGCAAGCUGAGGGUGUUCGCCAUGUGUCACGGCAAGGAUGAGGAGCAGGAAGAAAAGAGCAUGGCCAGCUUGCUGACCAAGUUCCGCAUCAAGUACUCGGAGCUCAUCAUGCUCAAGGGCGUCUCCGAGCAGCCGCGGGCGGACACGCUGCUGAAGCACAAGCGCCUGAUCGAGCCCUUCCGCCGCGGAGCCCGCAACGAGUUCGGCAUCACGGACGAGGAACUGCAGAGCAUGGCCGAGAAGACGAAUCGCCAGCUGCGCAUCCACGAGCUGGUGGUCAAGCACUCAUCGAACGCUUCCCUGGUGGUCAUGUCCCUGCCCAUGCCGCGCAAGGAGGCCAUCUCGGCGCCGCUGUACAUGUCCUGGCUGGAGAUGCUCACUUCGGACAUGAAGUGUCCGGUGGCAUUGGCCCGCGGCAACCAGACGCCCGUGCUGACGCUCUACUCCUAGACUAGGCCUCGCUUCCAGUUCGAGUACAACUUAGUAUUAUUAGCGUUUAGGGGUUUCGCCCAGUUCCCCGUAGAAUCGAGCUCAUCCGUGGAGUUGGAGUUGUGGACUGCAACCCAAUUUACAUUGAAUUCCAGAGCCCAGACUCUAGUUCCAAGAGACUCGCACUACUUACUCUUUUAUAUGAUCGAACUCCUAAACGCUUGACGAUAGUCCAUAGUGAAGUUUUGUGUGAAAUAGUUCUUACCCGUUUUCGAAACGGAUUCGGACCGACAAGGUUCGAACAGUUGGGAGAUCUGUUUCACAUGCUUUAGUUUUAAGUUAAUUACGAACUAUUCUGGAUAAAUAAAACCAUUAAAUUACA